AUGGUGCCAUCGAUGCCUGUCUUGUUUGAGCCGCAGGGUGUGGGGUCAGUCCCUUCCAUGUCAUCCUCAAGGCGCGAUGAAUCUUCACAAUCCAGUGCACAGAAUGCCACUGAGAGUCGCAACAGCAGUUCGGAUCCCUACUGCACCUACACGAGCUUUGACAUGCAGCUCAGGGAGGGGGCCGACACACAGUCCGGCACGGUUUCGAGAAGGCAGUUUGCAGAAAUCACCAAGCAAGCGCAAGCAGCAUCUCGCGGUCUGACUGUAAAACGUCUUGUCGAGCAUCCGGGCUUCGACAUCUUUUUCGGCAUAGUUGUGCUGACGAACGCGGCCUUUCUCGGCAUCGACCUCCAGUUGACGUUGACUGGCAGUGAUGGUGACGAGCUGCUGAGCUUGCGCAUCAUACAAUACCUGUACACGUUCUUGUUCGCAGCGGAGCUACUUUUGCGUGUCGUGGCACACGGAAAGGGUUUCCUCUUUUCGGAGGAUUGGAUGUGGAGUGUGCUGGACAUAUUUAUUGUGAUGACUUCACUUUGGGAAGUUGUUGCGGGUAUUCUGCAGGAAGUGGUUGAGAGCGAUGUGGGCAGCAUAAACGGGAUCUCCAGUCUCAAAGCUGCCAGGAUCAUCCGACUUACACGGAUUCUGAAGACCGUCCGUGUCAUCCGCCUCUUCCGCUUCGUGCUGGCGCUGAGAACGCUCAUCACCUCAAUUUUCUCAACGAUGAAAUCGCUAUUUUGGGCUCUGAUGCUGUUGACGCUUAUUGUGUAUGUUUUUGCCAUACUCUUUGCACAGGCGAUCAACGAUUAUCGCCUCGACGACGUGCCGGUUGAUGACAGAGAGCAGCUAGAGAUUGCCAGCGAGAAGUAUUUCGGCGACCUUUCCAACACAAUGUUGAGCCUGUUUAUGUCAAUUGUUGGUGGCGUGAGCUGGGAAGAGGUGAUCGUGCCGCUGAAGCUUAUCUCUCCCAUGUGGGUCAUGGUAUUCGUCUUCUAUAUCUCUUUCACAUAUCUUGCCGUGCUCAACGUCGUUACUGGAGUCUUUUGCCAGUCAGCGAUUGACAGUGCGCAAAGCGACCAAGCGAUGAUGGUGCAGAAUAUUCUGGACGACAAGCAAUCCCACUUGCAAAAAAUCAAUGCGCUGUUCAAUCAGCUGGGUAGUGAGAGCACGGGGGCAAUCACAUACGAGAUGUUCGAAGAGAAGUUGAAGUCGCCUGCGGUGCAGCAAUAUUUUCAAACAUUGGGUUUGGACGUUUGGGAUGCCUGGUCUUUUUUUAAGCUUCUAGACCAAGACGCUGGCGGGUCCGUGGAGGUCGAAGAGUUUUUAAUGGGAUGUUUGCGGUUGCGUGGGCAUGCAACAGCAAUCGAUGUGGUCAAGAUUUUGCAGGACCAAGCAUGGAUCAUACAGGCUGCAGAUCGGUUUCACAGUUUUGUGCAUCAGGAGCUUGCGGGAAUCAAGGACGAUAUCGUGACCAUGAACAGCAUGUUGGGGCACGGCGACGCAGACAAACAUUCUGAACAUCACGAACAAAGACGAUGCAAAGAGGUUUGA
Messenger RNA from Symbiodinium necroappetens, 1548 nucleotides. The record is from the annotation of a GenBank genome assembly. Lineage: Eukaryota; Dinophyceae; Suessiales; Symbiodiniaceae.